UUGCUCCAUCAGUUAUUCCUAUUGACAACUCUUUACCAGCAGGUUCUGUAUUAAAUGAGUCUCAUGCUCCUGUUAUACUGAAAGCUAUCAAUAGCAUAGUCAAUGAAUGGGAGACAUUAGGACUAUAUCUUGGAAUUGAAAAUAAAGAAUUGAAGCUAAUUCAUUCAAAGAGUUUCUAUCAAAUAGAUGUAUCCCGUAAAGACAUGAUAGUUCACUGGUUAAAAACUGGUACUGCUACGAGGAAAAAGCUGAUAAAAGCACUCCAGGAAUUGGGAAGAAACGAUGUUGCUGCUGAAAUAAAGCGUCUGCCUACAUGUAAACAAUAACAGUAAAAAUGAUUUUCUUAUUCCUCUGUUUUCUCAUACAUACACUUUCUUCUCUUCCUCUUU
Messenger RNA from Amphimedon queenslandica, 389 nucleotides. RefSeq lists its product as uncharacterized. Lineage: Eukaryota; Metazoa; Porifera; Demospongiae; Haplosclerida; Niphatidae. Gene Ontology annotation, molecular function: protein binding. Gene Ontology annotation, biological process: signal transduction. The transcript has 2 exons. The annotation marks the transcript as partial. The record is from RefSeq and is a predicted model, not a curated record.